AUGUCGGACGUCUCGUCGGAUCUCGGCGGCAUCCGGGCGGGGCCCGUGGAGCGUGACAUCGAGCAGGUGCGUGCUGCUAACCCUUCUCUGGGUGGAUCUAUUUCCCCUCCCCCCGUCCCUGGUUCUACUGCGGGUGCAACUGAGAUGUGGAUGGGUAGAUCAUCAUCUAUCGCCUACCGCUUACGUGCUCUCCUGCUGCGUGUCGCGGAUAGAUUUCCCCUCCCCCCGUCCCUGGUUUUACUGCGCGUCCCAGGUUCUACUGCGGGUGCAAUUGUGGUCUGUUUUAUAUCUUCAAAAUGUGAAGUAUGGAAGUUGCAUGCUCCUGGUUGCUUGUUUUUUUUCCCAUAUAUUGAUGACUUGGCCAUCACUGCUCUCAAGAAAGGAGCAUACUUGCUGAAGUAUGGGCGUAGAGGAAAGCCCAAGUUUUGUCCAUUCAGGUUAUCCAAUGAUGAAUCUGUACUGAUAUGGUUCUCAGGGAAAGAAGAGAAACAUCUAAGGUUGAGCCAUGUAUCCAGGAUAAUUCCUGGGCAACGGACUGCAAUUUUUCAGAGGUAUCCACGGCCUGAGAAGGAAUGCCAGUCUUUUUCUCUAAUUUCACAUGAUAGGUCAUUGGAUAUAAUAUGCAAAGAUAAAGAUGAAGCUGAAGUAUGGUUUGCUGGGCUGAAAACACUGAUUUCACGUUGCCACCAAAGAAAAUGGAGAACUGAAUCUAGAAGUGAUAUCCUUUCCUCUGGUGCAACUAGUCCGAGGACUUACACACGACGGAGUUCUCCUUUGAGUUCACCUUUCAGCAGCAAUGACAGCAUCCACAAGGAUGGCAGUGACAAUUACCGACUCCGUACUCCAUAUGGGAGCCCACCAAAGAAUCGAUUGGAGAAGGCAUUUUCUGAUGUCAUGUUGUAUGCAGUUCCUCCCAGGGGUUUCUUUCCAUCAGAUUCUAAUGCUGAAUCAGUCCAUUCUAUGUCUUCUGGACACUCGGAUAACACAAAUGGGCACCCCAGAGGCGUCCCAAUGGAUGCUUUCCGAGUCAGUUAUUCAAGUGCCGUUAGUUCAUCUAGUCAUGGUUCUGGUCAUGAUGAUGGUGAUGCUUUAGGCGAUGUUUUCAUAUGGGGAGAAGGAACCGGGGAAGGAAUUCUUGGCGGUGGUGGUUCAAGAGUUGGAAGCUCCUCAGGUGCAAAAAUGGACUGCCUUGUACCAAAACCAUUAGAAUUUGCCGUGCGACUUGAUGUGCAGAACAUAUCUUGUGGAGGAAGGCAUGCUGCACUUGUUACUAAACAAGCCCUAGUAACUUCCGCUGGACAGCUUUUCACAUUUGGUGAUGGAUCAUUUGGGGUUCUGGGCCAUGGAGAUCGUGAGAGUAUCUCGGUCCCCAGGGAAGUUGAAUCUCUCAAAGGGCUACGCACGGUGCGGGCAGCUUGUGGUGUUUGGCACACUGCUGCAGUUGUAGAAGUCAUGGUUGGGAAUUCAAGUUCUAGCAAUUGUUCUUCUGGUAAGAUAUUUACAUGGGGUGAUGGUGAUAAAGGUCGCUUAGGUCAUGGUGACAAGGAACCAAAACUUGUCCCAACCUGUGUGUCUGCUUUGGUGGAGCCCAAUUUUUGUCAGGUUGCUUGUGGGCAUUGCUUGACAGUAGCCCUAACAACUUCUGGGCAUGUGUAUACAAUGGGCAGUGCUGUCUAUGGUCAACUUGGGAAUGCACAAGCUGAUGGUAUGCUUCCUGUGCGUGUUGAAGGGAAGCUACACAAAAACUUUGUGGAGGAGAUUUCAUGUGGUGCUUAUCAUGUGGCUGUAUUGACUUCUAGGACUGAGGUAUACACAUGGGGAAAAGGUGCAAAUGGCCGGUUAGGUCAUGGCGAUACUGAUGAUAGGAAUACUCCUACAUUGGUUGAAGCACUGAAAGAUAAGCAAGUCAGAAGUGUUGUUUGUGGAAUUAAUUUCACUGCAGCAAUAUGCAUUCACAAAUGGGUAUCUGGAGUUGAUCAAUCAAUGUGCUCAGGUUGCCGUCAGCCAUUCAACUUGAGGAGAAAACGUCAUAAUUGCUACAACUGUGCUCUAGUAUUUUGUCAUUCCUGCAGCAGUAAAAAAUCUCUGAAGGCUUCAUUAGCACCUAAUACAAACAAGCCUUACCGUGUCUGCGAUACCUGCUACAGCAAACUGACAAAGGGACUUGAGACAGAUAUGCAUUCUUCAGCGAAGCGGGCUGCUACUGUACCGGGAUUCAGUGAUACAAUCGAGGAGGAUCUGGAAACAAGGUCAAAUGCUCAACUAUCAAGGUUGUCGUCAAUGGAAUCUUUGAAGCAUUUAGAUAGCAGAUAUUCCAAGAAAAAUAAGAAGUUUGAAUUUAAUAGCACCCGUGUUUCCCCUGUGCCUAAUGGGAGUUCACAUUGGAGUGGACUAAACAUUUCAAGAUCUUUCAAUCCUGUAUUUGGAUCUUCAAAGAAGUUUUUCUCAGCAUCAGUUCCUGGAUCUAGAAUUGUUUCUAGGGCAACAUCACCUAUUUCAAGAAGAGCAAGCCCUCCACGAUCUACAACACCAACACCUACUCUGGGUGGCCUAACAUCUCCAAGAGUUGUUCCCAACGAUGGCAAGCCAACAAAUGAUGCAUUAAGCCAAGAGGUUCUGAAUUUGAGGUCUCAGGUGGAGAGUCUUACCAGGAAGUCUCAACUCCUAGAAGUGGAGCUGGAAAGAACUACCAAACAAUUGAAGGAAGCUAUUUCCAUUGCCGGUGAGGAAACUGCAAAGUGCAAGGCAGCAAAGGAAGUAAUCAAGUCACUCACUGCACAGUUGAAGGGGAUGGCAGAGAGAUUACCUGGAGGAGCAGCCAAGAACACUAAGUUGCCACCUCUUCCUGGAAUUUCCAUUCCAAGUGACAUUUCGUCCAUGGCUACGGAGAGUGUGGGCAGCCCAAGCAGCUCUGGAGAACAAAUCAUAAAUGGUCAUAAUGGAUUGCUUGCUUCUAAUGGACCAAGUUCUGUUAGGAAUAAGACGAGCCAUCAAGAAGUAGGCAAGAAUGGAAGUAGGCCGCCUGAUGCUGAAUCUUGCCAUGAUGCUGAAUGGGUAGAGCAAGAUGAACCAGGUGUUUACAUUACUCUCACCGCGUUGCCUGGAGGCGCCAGAGAUCUCAAGCGGGUUCGGUUCAGCCGGAAGAGGUUCAGUGAGACACAAGCAGAACAGUGGUGGCAGGAGAACCGGGCGAGGGUAUACCAGCAGUACAAUGUCCGCGUGGUUGACAAAUCAACCGCCAGUGUCGACAAUGACAUUGCGGCUAACUGA
This is a messenger RNA of Miscanthus lutarioriparius, 3270 nucleotides long. NCBI's taxonomy places the organism in Eukaryota, Viridiplantae, Streptophyta, Magnoliopsida, Poales, Poaceae. The record is from the annotation of a GenBank genome assembly.